Babesia bigemina is the source of this 1548-nucleotide messenger RNA. Its product is annotated as membrane protein, putative. NCBI's taxonomy places the organism in Eukaryota, Apicomplexa, Aconoidasida, Piroplasmida, Babesiidae. The record is from RefSeq and is a predicted model, not a curated record. Bases 1 to 1548 code for a protein of 515 amino acids. The transcript is spliced from 3 exons.
AUGAGAGCUCAGCAGCGGCUUCUGUUGUUAUACUUCGGCGCAGUACUGACCGCAUUUUAUUCGGUGUAUUACUACAUCGUUCGUGGAGGCCGCGUCUCUCUUACGCGCUACAACGUCGAUGAUUUUGUAGGAAAGUCUCCCGCGCCGUUCGUGCGACGAUGUCAGAUAUUCUACGAAGACAGCGGUCAGGCCGCAAUGAGGAAAAUGGCAGAUGCGCUUUAUCGACGUUUGGAUGCAGCUGGCGUAUCUUCCGAAAUGCUAGACCUCGCCCGUUACGAGCACUUCGGCAAAGUCGCGGGGGAUGCAGCAAUAGUUGAAUCUUUCAAUGAUAUGCUGGACAUUUCAGGGCCCUUUACAGUUGUUUUGAAGUACGUCGCCGAACCCCCCUUUAAAGGGGACUUCGAAAUGGUUGUGCAUGGAGGUAAAACCUUGGUGUUCACGCUCACAAGCUCCGCAUUUGGAUCGUUGUACACGGGGAGAAGGAUCUACGAUCUUACCCACAGCAUCGUUUUUAGUUAUGAAGGGAUGCCGUCGACAAACAUGACACCAUUGCUGGAUUUGAAUCUCGUCCUAACUAGCGACGACUGCAAGAUAGGCUGGAAUGUAAAGGAGGAUGUCAUCAACCCGUAUUUUCAUCCCAUAGCCAACGUCAUGUCGUUGUUCUACGACAUCAGCAUCCACAGCCGUGUUGUUUCCGGCGCUAACCUUACAGGCGUCAUGAAGCUCAAAGGCGAGCACAUCGUUGACCUGCAGGAGCAAGAUGUGGAAUUCUUCCACUUCAUCGAACGCAUUACGACCGUGGAAGUGCCAACGAGAGAUUCUUCAAUUUAUCGCCAUUCUAUCGCAUUCGUCUGUCACGCACCUCACAAAAUGCUCCGCUUCUACGAUCGCGCCCUUAAACGAGAAACUGAAUCUGUCAUGUUAAAGGGCCUGGGUGUAAUUUCGCUGCUCGAUCCCGCAGGUGAUCGUUCCGCGGGGUAUGAGCUGACGGGCGAUGAUAUCCGGUCCCUAACGGCGUCGUGGGUCACGUAUAUAAGGAAGCUACACAAUUUACCACCAAGUUUAACGGAAAUGGUCGCCGAUACUAUGCAAGGUGAUGAAGCUAUCACGGUUGUGGAAGACGGUCACUACGUGGUUGAAUCGCCGCGCCUCACCUUCAGCGUCAGGACGCACGCCCCAGGACUUGUAGCCUUUUAUGGCUUCGAAGUGCCAAAAAUCGCAACCUCACUCUACAACCUCUAUGUGAAGGCGGCUGUUGACACGCUUCAAAAAGUUGUGAAGCCGUUGUCAGCAAUUAGCUUCAUGACAAGAGUUUCCCCUGCAGCGGCAAACAGCGUUAAGGUACGUGCUACCUGUCGAAUUGAUAUUGAGGCUUUGGCCUUGGCCAGGACAGCGUUCAAGCAAUCACUUGAGGCCAUGGGUGACGACGAAACGUACGCAAAGGACUUCGUGUCUACGGAGCACGGCUUCGCAUCGGUGAUGUGCGACGCAUUCCCGUUCAUUUUCCCACUGCUGGCGAACUCUGUAAAAUACCUGCUGAAGACAUAG